This is a messenger RNA of Xiphias gladius (swordfish), 3587 nucleotides long. It is a transcript of the gene irf2, whose product is annotated as interferon regulatory factor 2. The record is from RefSeq and is a predicted model, not a curated record. Gene Ontology annotation, molecular function: RNA polymerase II cis-regulatory region sequence-specific DNA binding; DNA-binding transcription factor activity, RNA polymerase II-specific. The coding region runs from base 1043 to 2050 and encodes 335 amino acids. Gene Ontology annotation, biological process: regulation of transcription by RNA polymerase II; immune system process. The transcript is spliced from 9 exons. Gene Ontology annotation, cellular component: nucleus. Lineage: Eukaryota; Metazoa; Chordata; Actinopteri; Istiophoriformes; Xiphiidae.
CCGCGAGUUCGCCCGCUUCGAGCCGCCUCGCCCGGACGUCAGCGGGAAUGUGAGCUGCGUCUCGCGGCUGCGUGACCGGGGCAGCUUGAGAACAAAAAAAAAAAAAAAAAAUCAAAUAAACGAAACGCACCCAGGUUCAGGCAUCGUUUAUUGGACCUGACGGGAAGUCGUGCUGCCACAGCCGCCGGGUCACAUGUAAAUCCCAGAACAAACAACCGGAGGACAGGAGCAGCAAAGGAAAUCACAAAACACCAAUAACAAACUCAAACCUCCCACUAGGUGCUGAAGCAAAACCAAAGGAUCAGCCCAACUUUCUCACAUACGUGCAGUGGCACAGUGGCUGCUACGUUGGUGGAGCAGCACGGUAUGUUUAGGCCCCACGUCUGGCGCUGGUGUGGCGGGACGCGCUCGUCCGAACCGCAGCAUUUACAUCAUCUAUAGCUAGUCAGCGGAUACACGAGGUCAUUCGUUCUGACUCCGGUUCUCUUUUUGGGGUGACAACGUAACAUUGUGCGCGGGGACUACAAAUGAAGCCCAGCCUUUUUAUUUUUUUAUUUAUUUAUUUUUUUUGCUCACGCCGGCGCCUUUACAUACACGUCCAUUAAUGUGCACUGCCCUCCCCGCGAAAUAACCCCAUAAACCAAUAAAGCUCGAGAGGACGCUCGUCUGGACUUUCGCGGCAACAAGAAAUGGGAACAGAGUGAGUCCUCUUCUCGUGUGUGUGUGUGUGUGUGUGUGUUUGUGGGAUUUGUCUGGGGAGCGCGCACGCGGCCGCUGGACUUCCGCGACGCCGCUCGAGAGCGACCCGAAGCGAGAGCACGAGAGCAGGAGGGGGAUUUCCAGCUCGAGCAAACCCACUUCCCGAGCCAGCCGUUGUUUUGCUUUCGGUCUCGGCACAGAAACAGAAAUAAGCGACGGACACGCUCUUUCUGUCUCUCCGCUUCAAACCGCUACUAAAGCAACUUGCCUAACUCGGGCCGUGCCCGUUGUUCCCGACAGCAGGACCGUGAGGCGGCAGGCCCUCCAAACUGAACAGGCCACAAUGCCAGUAGAAAGAAUGAGGAUGCGACCGUGGUUAGAGGAACAAAUCAACUCCUGUCAGAUACCUGGACUCAAAUGGGUAAAUAAAGAAAAGAGAAUCUUUCAGAUCCCAUGGAUGCAUGCUGCACGCCAUGGCUGGGACCUUGAGAAAGAUGCUCCACUCUUCAUGAGAUGGGCCAUACACACUGGUAAAUACCAGCCAGGCAUAGACCGUCCAGAUCCAAAGACGUGGAAGGCUAAUUUCCGCUGUGCCAUGAACAGCCUGCCAGACAUCGAAGAAGUGAAGGACAAAAGCAACAAAAAGGGAACUAAUGCCUUCAGAGUUUAUAAGAUGCUCUCCUCCACAGAGAGAAGCUUGAAAAAAGGAAAAAAGAAGACAGACAAAGAGGGGAGGCCCAAGGGAAAUAAAGAGGUAGCUUCUCCAUCUCCAGACAGGACUCUUCUCGAAGCUAAUGCUGGGCCUAUUGACUAUUCCAAACAGGAACUGAUCAAACAGGAAGUGGUCAAGCAGGAAGCAGUAGAGCUAACAGUGACAGACAGUGCCUCAGCCAUUCACAGUUCAGUAGAAGACCACGUGAUCACGAGCGAGCAGCUGCCAUUCGUCUGUCAGACAAUAGAAGUAACCACUGAGAAUGAAGAGCAGACGGUUAGCUCCUCCCACUCGUACCCGCUCCAAAUUUCUCCUGUGUCUUCAUGCUGUGGCAGUGACAUAGACAGUGACACAGAAGACUCUAAAGUGGGUGUCAGUGCAGUGUGGAGGCGGGACUACAACACAACGGUUCUCAGGGUUCCUACAUGUUCUCUUCCUGGCAUGGCCACUUUUGUCAACGCGAACAAGCCCAACUUCAGGGUCACCAGCACGCGAGACCCAGCCCCACUCAUCAGCUACCACAACGAUGGCUGGAUGCCGGCCUACGCCCAGAACUCUCUCGUGUCUCCGGCGCCCAGCCACACCCACGAGAUGCGUGCAAGUGUCAUCAUGAAAACCUCUGAUGUUACCUCCUCGUGACCCCAGAUGAGGGAGUAUCAUCACUGCCCUCGCAGAACGACACAGAAUGUUGUUUUUCCUCCAUCAGGGCCACGUGGUGCCUAAAAGGCCAAACUUCUAAAUCUGUGAUUUUCUUGUAGCUUCUGUCUUGGCCAGGAAUUCCCUCAGUUUCCCUUUUUAAUUGGGGAAAUUGCUGACUGUUGUUUAAUGAAAUUUGCGGUAGCUUGGCUUUCCCACUAAUUGGUGAGCACUGAAGCAGAAUUCAUAGGUUCUGCAACUGUGGGGCUGCGAGGGUUUUACGUGAUGCAAAUUUCAUCAUCCUCCCAUGUGUGCGAGGACUCGCAGACAGUCCAAUGUGAAGCUUAAAAUUUAUGACCACAUGGAACGUACAUGCCGACACGCAUGUAUGUAUACAUAUGGUGUUGUCCGUCGUCACAUCUGUUUUGGACUGUAUUUAGCCCUCUAAGACGCCUUAAUCAACCAUGUGUCACUGGUAGAUCAUUUCCCUGCUGCUUUUUGCUAAAACUUUAGCAUACACUAUGCCGAAAGAAGUUCUCCAUUUUAAUGUCAUGAAAGACACGUUUUAGUAGUGGAAAGUUCUUAGUCCUUUUUUAUUGCACAAUGUGGAGAUGAAUGCUUUUUAAUGGAGUCGGUAUUGUCUACCCGUAGCCAGGUUUGGAAAUACGUCCUCAUAUCCAUCCACUGUGUUGUGAUUUUAGUUUGUACACAGCCUCCAGUCAGCUGAAACAUUCAUUUCCACUGUGAAAUAGUCCCCAGCAGUUUAUCACAGGAUGAGGUUUUAGUAUUUCAUAAACAUUUUUUGAAUCUCUUUCAUAAAACUACCUGAUUUGGCCACAUUUCAAUUAAGAUCAAUUACCAUUAAGUAUAAGAAGCAACUACAAAAUUACCUUGUUUGAUGUCAUAAAUUGUUUCACUUUUUUGCUGUCCUGUAUUAAUGUGAGUAUGUCCUGACACGACUAUCUUCCCUAUGUCUCUCAGUUAUUUUAUAUUGCACCAGUAAAGGGAAAACAAAGUAUUAGAACAAUUGGUUACUAUCUCAAAAUGUGUUAGCUGAGCUGUUAGCAUGACACAUUGUUAAAAAAAAAAGAUCUACUAGGACACAUGGAUGGAACAAAGAUAAUGUAUGGGGGAAAAAACGUAUCUUGGCAAACCAGCUCAACUAGCAGGACGUUGCAAAAAAAAAAAUCAAAGGCAUGUUGUUAUCGAGAAAUAGAAAGACAAUCAUUAUUAAGCCCUAAUAUGCCCUGCAGUGGAAAAACAGGUGUGUUUGUGUAUCUGUCUGUCUGGAGAUCUCAGGACAAUGUACCCGCCAACACACAGACAGAUGAACUGACAGAGUGAACGACAGACUCACUGACAGACAGACUGACAGACUGUGAACAAUGUAUUCAUUGCUUCUCCUCUCUCCUGCCUCCUGGUGUUAAUAAUGUACAUAGCUCAUACGUACGUAUGCCUGCAAAUUGCUUCUGCACCUUAUGGACAGCACUAUUGUGAGUGAGUGAGUGUGUGUGUGUGUGUGUGUGUGUGUGUGUGUGGG